Messenger RNA from Agelaius phoeniceus (red-winged blackbird), 357 nucleotides. The record is from RefSeq and is a predicted model, not a curated record. NCBI's taxonomy places the organism in Eukaryota, Metazoa, Chordata, Aves, Passeriformes, Icteridae.
AUGACCUCUGUGUUUCUAUUACAGAAGAGCUUUCUGGCCUACCUUGUUGCAAUGGGCAUCAUAGUGACGCUGGGUGAUGCCUACUGCUGGAGGAAAAUGCACAAGCCAGGGGAGGCCAAAGAUGGCUGUAUAUUGAAUGGAAAACUGUAUCCCUUUGGACACAUUGAGAAGACAGAAGAUUGCCACAAAUGCGACUGUGACGAAGGUGGAAUGCGAUGCUGUUCCCUCUUUCAUGUUCCUGUUGCUUAUGACAAAAAGAAAUGUAAAGUUGUCUUCAACAAGAAGCGCUGUGACUAUGAUGUGGUGCAGAAGAACGACCCCUCAAAGAUGUGUCCUGUCUAUUCUCGUGUGGGCUAA